AUGGAUGUGUACAUCGACAAAAAGGACAAGGUCUGGGUCGUGAACUUGAGUCCUUUCGAUGACUCGAUGAAUCCCGCGUUGUUUUCGAUUGAGGAACUCAAUACUCUCCGAGAAACGCAAGAAAAGAGCGAAGCAGACCGGGAAGAUUCUGCGAAGGAGGAAGCAAACGAUGCUGAGAGAGAGAGAAGAGAGCCCGUUUUGCGAGUCGUGGAAGAGGAAUCGGGUACGCUGCCUUCCGAGCAGAUGUUCUAUCAAGUUCCGAUGGAGAUGUAUUCUCUGUCUUCGACAGAUCAGAUUUCCUCGUUUAUUCAGGAGCUAAAGAAGGAGAAGAAGGACGAAGUUGAGUCGAAGGAAGCAGAGUUAAAAGAAUGA
Blastocystis hominis is the source of this 372-nucleotide messenger RNA. RefSeq lists its product as hypothetical. The record is from RefSeq and is a predicted model, not a curated record. Gene Ontology annotation, cellular component: cytoplasm. Lineage: Eukaryota; Bigyra; Opalinata; Blastocystidae. The transcript has a single exon. The coding region runs from base 1 to 372 and encodes 123 amino acids.